Molecule: messenger RNA, 3104 nt
Organism: Podarcis muralis (Common wall lizard)
Lineage: Eukaryota; Metazoa; Chordata; Lepidosauria; Squamata; Lacertidae
Product: guanylate-binding protein 1-like
Molecular function (GO): GTP binding; GTPase activity
Source: RefSeq, a predicted model, not a curated record
UAUGAUUCUAUGAUUCUAUUCCAGCAGGGGAAUUGUGACUGAAGUAAUGUGAAAAUAGUUUGAUGCCGCUGCUUUUGUUUGCAAGUCCUUGUGUGGCUUAUUAUUAGGAUGUUGUUGUAAAGUACCCUGUGGCCUGUUGGCAACACUUAUUUUUAAACAAAAUGACAAAUCAGCAUCUGUGUUGGCUACCCCUUGUCAUAGACUGUGCUUUUUGUAUUGCAUUGCCAUUUGAAAAGCUUGUGGUGCAAUUGAUCUGUUUCAGAUCAGAAUCUCUCCCGAUCCCACCCCCACCUGGAGACUGAACCUGGGACCUUCUGCAUGCAAAACAGAUGCUGUACCACUGAGGUGCAUUCCUUUCUCAUACAUCUCUAUCUUUGGAAAUUGCUACCCUAUAUUUCCAGGAACUGCUGAUGCUCAUUCUGAGAAAGAGCAACAUUGUUUUGGAGAACACAGGCAGAAGUCUUUAUUUGUGGAAAUAUGGCAAAGAUCAAGGGGUCAAAAACAGUGUUCCCAUUAUGGUGUAUGGGUUCCACUUUCUUCCCUCCUCACAGCACCAAAUGGGGCAAUACUUUUUCUGUGGCCUUCUGUACAAACAGGAGAAUGUCAUAUUGACUUAAGCACUGACGUCGACCGGAAAUGCCAUUGCUUAGGGCUGAGUCGCCAAGUGCUGGGAGCCAAGCAGCUACAGGGCAGCACAUCAUGUGUCAAAUUUAGAGCUUUGUGAAGGGAUUGUGCAGUUUGCCCUGCUCAAACAGUGGGAUCUUCCAGCCUCCAGCACCUCCACCUCACCCCUCCUUCUUUAGUCAGUUGAAAACAAGCAGUCCUGUUGGCUGGGUAAGACAGGAAACCAAAAGGGAAACUGAAACCUUUUCUUUAGCAAUUCUAAUUCCAGUCAAAGCAUCUAUUGAGGGGAAUUCAUGUGAACGCUACCAUAAAAAGCCACUGGAGUUUGCAGUCAGAGCAGAAGUGUUGUAAACUGCUCCAAGCACACAUCUGUGGGAAAGGCUUCAGCAGCUGCAGCCCCCUCCUGAGUUUCCUCUUGGCUGAAGUGCCCCGCAGAGAGACUGCUGCCAAGCCAGACCAGCCAGAAAAUUACCUAUAUUCCUCAGCCUCUUUCCUGGGCUGCCUUCUGAACUGCUCAGCCAAGCAUCAUGGAAGAGCCAAUGUGCCUGAUCGAGAACAACCCCAAGGAACAGCUGCGGGUCAACCAGGAAGCCCUGAAGAUCUUGCAGAGCAUCCAGCAACCCGUGGUUGUGGUGGCCAUCGUGGGACUGUACCGCACUGGCAAGUCCUACCUCAUGAACAAGCUGGCAGGAAAGAAGAAAGGCUUCUCUCUGGGGGCCACGAUUCAAGCACAAACCAUGGGCAUCUGGAUGUGGUGCCUUCCUCACCCCAAAAAGCCUGACCACACCUUGGUGCUUUUGGACACAGAGGGGCUGGGCGAUGUGGAGAAGAGCAAUACUGCAAAUGACUCCUGGAUUUUUGCCUUGUCCAUUCUGUUAAGCAGCACCUUUGUAUACAACAGCAUGGGCACCAUUGACCAAUAUGCUCUGGAAAAACUGCAGUAUGUGACAGAGCUGACUAAGCGCAUUAAGGUGAAGAGCACACCUCCAAAGGACUCUGAGGGUGAAGAGGAAGAUUCAAGUGACUUUCUCAGGUUCUUCCCAGCUUUCGUCUGGGCUGUGCGUGACUUUUCGUUACUGCUGAAACUGAAUGGGAAACCUAUCACUGAAGACGAAUAUCUGGAGAAUGCCCUGAAGAGGAAGAAAGACAACCCAGAGAAGUUGGACCUUGCCAAGAAAUGCAUACGCCAGUAUUUCCCCAGCCGCAAGUGCUUUGUCUUUGACCGCCCGGCCUCAAGGCGAGCUUUAGAGGAACUGGAGGACCUACCUGAAUCUAAACUGAAUCCUGACUUUCUGGAGCAGGUUCAGCAUUUCUGCAGCUAUAUUCAUGAGCAAGCUCAGGCAAAAGUCAUCCAGGGAGGGCACACAGUGACAGGGACAUCACUGGGGCAUCUGGUGGUGACCUAUGUGGACGCCAUCUGCAGUGGCUCCAUACCCUGCAUAGAGAACGCGGUGGUAGCCUUGGCGCAGAUUGAGAACACAGCUGCUGUGCAUGAAGCCAUUACAUACUAUGAAGCUGAGAUGGGGAAACACUUGAAGCUGCCCACCGAGACUAUCGAGGAGCUGCUGGAAGCGCAUGCCCAAUACGAGAAGGAGGCUAUUAAAGUGUUUUUGGCACGAGCCUUCAAGGAUGUCAAUCACGAGUACCAGAAGGAACUUGGGACCCAGCUUCAUGCCAAGCUUCUCGAGUUCUGUUCUCGCAAUGAGCAGGCAUCAUCAGAUCGCUGCCAGGCUGUGCUUACACAGCUGUUCCAGGACCUGGAAGAGGAGAUUGGCAAGGGGAGCUAUUCUGUGGCUGGGGGCUACCAGCGCUUUCUGGAUGACCAGAAGGAAAAGGUGGAUCAGUAUUACCUGGUGCCUGGGAAAGGACUCAUGGCUUCCCAGGCCCUGCAAGACUUCCUGAAAUCCAAGGAGGCAGCAGCCCAAUCCAUUUUGCAGGCUGACCGGACCCUCACAGACAAACAGAAGGAGGUUGAAGUGGAGCGAGUCAAGGCUGAAGCCUCUGCCCGGGAAGCAGAGUUGCACGAGAAGAUGAAAGAUGAGGCUGUCCGGAGGGCCCAGCAGCAGGAAAAGAGUUUUGAGGAGCACAAAAGGCAGCUAGAAACAAAAAUGGAGGAGGACAGGAGGAAGCUACUGGCAGAGCAUGAGAUGGUGAUGAAUGCAAAGCUCCAGGAGCAGAGGCGGCUUCAGGAAGAAGGGUUCAACCGAGAAGUCAACAGGCUUCAGGGCGAGAUCCAGCGCUUGCACUCUGCGAUGAGUGAACAGUCGAGUGGGGGCCCUGGAUUCUGUGUGAUUCUUUGAAGCUGCUGGCAUUUCCAAAAGGCCCUAAAUGGAUGAGGAAUGGGAUGGAGAGGAGAGAUCUACUUUGUAUCUGGGCUCACUGAGUAGAUAUCUUUGGUGUGACUUUUUGUGUGUAUAUGAGAAAAAUGAUGGCAUAUAAAGACAAAAUGGGUGAAAUUAAACAAGAAGGAAAAUCUGAUA